AUGGCUGCGGGCGGCGGCCGAGCUGCCUGCACGGCAGCCGAGCCGCCUCAGCACGGCUGGGCUGCGGCUUCGCUCUGGCCAGCGCGACGUGCCCGACGGGCCGCUGCGCGUGCGGCCGACCAGGGCAAGCUGCGGGCGGCGCUGGGGCGCGUCGCAGCGGCGGCGGCCCAGGCGCUGGCGCUGGCGGCCCAAGGCUCAGCCCAGCUUCCUAGCGAGGCGCUCCACCGCGAGGUCUCCGAGAGGCUGGCGCUGGCGGUCCCCGUCCUCCUGGAGGUGCUGGCAGGCCCGCAGCGGGCGGCGGCCGACACCUCUUCGGCCCCUCGGCCGCCUCCUGGGCCCUUGCGGCUUGCGGGGGCGGGCGAAGGUGAGCAGGGGGGCGGGCAGGCAGCGGCGGCCGCCAGCGCUCACCGAGUCGACGACGCCCAGAGCAUGCCCCUCAGCGGCGUGCUACAGGGUGCAGGCGACGGUGUUGGCACGGCCGCGGACGAGCCUACCCGGGCUCAGGCAGGCGAACGGUGGGGCAGCGGCAGCCGUGCGGGCAAGCUCGGCACGGUCGCGGCCGCGGCGCUGGUGUUCGCGCACGGGCUGCUCUUCCUCUACCUCGCUCUGCUGCUGCAGCCUCCCAUGUGCGGCAGCGAGGCGCGUGCCGCCUGCGAGGCGGCCCCGAGCGAUUGGACGGUCGCUCGGGCCUACCGCGGGCGCAGCGCGCCGCCUGGCGCCAUCUUCGCGCUGGCCGAGCGCGCGAGGCGGGCUCCAGAGGCGAGGCCGCUGCCCUUGGCCUCGGGCCCGCGCUGGUGGAAGUGGAGCGUCGAGGACUGCGGCGCAGUCGGCGUCGGCGGCGCCUCGCACGGCGCCCACUUCGACAGCGAGGAGGCGCAGAAGGCUCCCGUGGCGGCUGCGCCCAUGGGGCUCGACAAGCACAGGCAGGUGGUGCUGGAAGUUCACGUAUCGGACGACGGCUUGCUCGGCCUCGGCGGCGGCGGCGGCGACGGCAGCGCGGCGCGCAGCCCUAGCAGCGACGGCUUCGGCGAGCACCCUGCCCCUCGGCCUUCUGAAGGUGGUGCUGUUCAUCCUCAUCGCCUCCCUGAUCCUGGUGCGGCGUGCAGCACUGCCUGCACCUCCUCUCCUGCUGCUUUCGUGGACCCCUCGAUCGUCGCGGCGUACUUGCUGGCCAACGAGGCUGCCGUCCUCAGCGGUGGCAGCGAGAUGGCCGCUGGCGACAUCGACGGCGAGCUCAGCAUGCAGGUGGGCGGCUCCCGCAACCAGGACGGAAGCAGUGCUCUGGCUUCGGAUGCCGUGGCGCACGGCGGCUUCGACCUCUCCCCGCACUUCGGCACGGGCGACGGCGCGGAGGAACCCGCGCGUGGGCCCAAGCGGCUCUUGGCACUGCGCCGCCACGUCUUCGAGGGAACCGUGGCCCUCACGGUCGACCGUGACAUUCGGAGGCCCUGGGGCCUGGCCGGCGCGGGCUGCGGGCUCGAAGCGAGCAGUGCCGGCGCUUCGCCGCUGGUGGCAGUCACCAAGCGCGGGUGUGCCCGCACGGACAAGCAAGGCCGCGCCCGGCCCCGGGACGGUCUCGAGCAGGGCGCUCCCCGAGGCCCGUCGGAGGCCACCGAGUGGCUGCGAGGCCGCGUGGGGCGUAUUGUCGUGAACUCGCCGGCCAGGACAACCGCGCCCGCGUUGAGCACCCCGCGGCGCGCUCAGCAACAGCCCGCCUUCAUUACGGCACCCGCGCUGUGGCUCUCGUUUUUCACGAGCUUCCACGACGCGUCGUCUCUCAGUCUCGGCGAGUGGAUACUUUUCGCCCUUCGCGUCCUGGCGGUCCUGCCGGGUCCUGUGUGGUGGGUCAAGGCCGCGUUCGAUAUCGAUUUCGAUGUCGGCAGGUGUUCGGCGCUCGAGAUACGCUGCAAGAGGACCAAGUUGCUGGACGGGGCGCUGGCGCGCCUGGCGCGCAUCGGCGAGGACCGGCCCGGGCUCGCGACGUGCCCCCCCGCGCUGCGCCGCCCGCCGCCAGGGCGCCCCGAGGCUGGGUGGUUCUUCCUGGCCGAGCACGCUGACUGCGCCGUCCAGAAGUACCUCGACGAGGUUGGGAAUGCCGCCUACAAGACAUUUGUCGCGCCCCCGUGCGCGAGGUACUUGGGCUGGCUGGGGCGCUUUGACCCCGAGGCGCUGUCCCUGCUGGCCAAGCCCGCGCCGGCCGUGGCCCUCGCCAUGCAGCUGCAGGUGGAGGCAGUGUGGGGCUCGCCCAAGGUGGUCCACGAGGCUGAAGAGGUGGACAUGACGCCCUCUGACUUGAUCGAGGCCCUACUGUUCGGCGCGUGGCUGCGCGACGCAUGGUCCGAGGCGGCGGACGCGAUGUCGAGGCACCGGGAGGCCGAGGGCGACCGCCACUCCUGA
Molecule: messenger RNA, 2397 nt
Organism: Prorocentrum cordatum
Lineage: Eukaryota; Dinophyceae; Prorocentrales; Prorocentraceae
Source: the annotation of a GenBank genome assembly